UAGAUGACGUACUUCAAAGACGUACUUUGACUCAUAAUCAGUCAACCAGCUUCAAACACAGUUUCCGAGAAUACAGAUAUAAUAAUUUGGGUAUAUUACGCUCUGCAGCUUUCCAUCGAGCCAGAUUUGAAGUAUUAAUCGAGGUGUGAAGUGAUAGUUCCUGCAACAACUAUCGUGGAAAUUACAUUCACUUAAAGAGGUUUCAGUUAGACGGUAAAGCAAACAGAUAGAGAUGUCGUUCCAAUCACCAAUGCCAAGCCGAGAGUUCCUUUGGGAUGUGUUCAGAAGAGUGGACAAGGACCGCAGCGGCUAUAUAUCAGCUGAUGAGUUACAACAAGCUCUGUCCAAUGGAACAUGGAAUCCAUUCAACCCUGAAACUGUCCGUCUUAUGAUUGGUAUGUUUGACAAACAGAAUAGAGGUGUGAUCAACUUUGAAGAUUUUGGCGCACUCUGGAAAUAUGUCACUGACUGGCAGAACUGCUUCCGAUCCUUCGACAGAGAUAAUUCAGGAAACAUUGAUAAGAUGGAGUUAAAGAAUGCACUCACAGCAUUUGGGUACAGAUUGUCAGAUGAAGUUGUAAACAUUAUGGUACAGAAGUUCGAUAGAUUUGGCCGCGGGACCAUCUUGUUUGAUGAUUUCAUCCAGUGCUGUGUCACUUUAUAUACUCUUACGUCAGCGUUCCGCCAAUUCGACACAGACCAAGAUGGAGUAAUAACCAUUCACUACGAACAAUUCCUUAAGAUGGUCUUUGGAUUAAAGUGUUUGCCGUAAACAUCGCAGUUGACAAGGCUCCGGAAAACGGUUUCGUACAGCCCACUCAUACCCACCAAUUAAAUAAAACUAUCAAAGGUAAUUACCAUACUCGGGUAACAAAAACGUUUAAAACCAAAUUGUCUCAAAUACACUUCAUUUUUUCAGUAGCAUAUGCAUAAUUCCUUUUAGCCCGUAGCUAAAAAUAGUUGCUUUAAUCUUCGCUAUGCAUACCUUUUUGGACUUGACGAAUUUUCAAUGCUCAAAAAGAACAUUUUCGAAUAUUAUCUGAUUUUAAAAAUUUUGCCAAAACUUUAUACUGAUAGGAACAAAGUGAUCUAAAUUAGAAGAUCUUAUUUGGUUUAUAUUAUUUAGAUUUGAAACUAAAGCUCAAAAUCUAUUUGUGCCUGUCAUUUCCAUUUUGUGUAACCUUUCUAACUUAAGACCACAGUUUUAAAAUAUUUUAUAAGGUAAAGUGUAUGUGCGUAUGUUGUUGUACUUAUUGUAUGUGUGUAAUAUUGUAUUCAUAUAUAAUUAUAUUUCUAUUCAAUGAUCAAUCAUGUAUGUUUAUUGUAAAUAGAAAAUGUGCAGUGUUAUUUUCAAUAAGUUACUAGAACUGCGGACUUGUGGGAAAAUCUAUAAUUAUCAUGUCUAUUUGAUAGAUGUUUAUAUAGUUAAAUCUAAAGGGUUUUUAAGUCUGAUGUACACAUGACUACCUGUUGUUUGCAUUUAGAUAACAUUUAUGUGUUAGUCUUACUAACAACAAAGCUUGGCGUACUAAUUAAAAACACCACUGUAAUAAUCUCACCUAUAAAGUAUAAACUUAAAUAAGUACAUAAGAUUAUUUCUACUCCAAUUCCAUCUGCAAGAUAAAUGUUGAUCAGUGUAACUGUAAGAAUAUUUGAGUGCAGAUGUAAAAAAUAUUAAAAAAAUAUAUAUUUUUUAUUUUACGAAUGACAUUGCAUUUCCUAUUUAUAGUUUAAAACUGUAUUUAUAGCUGUAUAACUUUUUAAAGUGUAUUGUUAUUAUUUUGUUACUUCGGUCCAGCUUAUAAAGUAUGAUUAUGUGCAUUGUUGUGUAUGUUCUCUGUUCUGGGUAAAAGACUACAAAUAAAAGUUUAUGAAUAAG
Messenger RNA from Spodoptera litura, 1879 nucleotides. It is a transcript of the gene Alg-2, whose product is annotated as apoptosis-linked protein 2. The record is from RefSeq and is a predicted model, not a curated record. Lineage: Eukaryota; Metazoa; Arthropoda; Insecta; Lepidoptera; Noctuidae. Gene Ontology annotation, molecular function: calcium ion binding.